Molecule: messenger RNA, 1332 nt
Organism: Diaporthe citri
Lineage: Eukaryota; Fungi; Ascomycota; Sordariomycetes; Diaporthales; Diaporthaceae
Exons: 4
Coding region: 1-1332 (443 amino acids)
Biological process (GO): transmembrane transport
Cellular component (GO): fungal-type vacuole membrane
Molecular function (GO): transmembrane transporter activity
Source: RefSeq, a predicted model, not a curated record
AUGGGCCUAAAAGGUGCUCAGCAUGACGUGGACAGCAACGCCACGGGGCCAACCCCUAGCGACGAAGACAAACUGUCUAGCCAGGGGACCGCGCCGGGAGGUAAAUCGAAUGAUGUCGUUCCUGGCCCGCCCAAUGGUGGCAUGAAAGCAUGGCUUCAGGUACUGGGCAGUUGGUUUCUGGUGUUCAACACGAUGGGCACGAUUGUGACCUUUGGUCUCUAUCAAGCUUAUUAUGAGCGUGGGGCUAUUUUCACACAGUCCUCCGCCAAUAUCUCAUGGAUAGGCUCCAUCCAGUCCUUCAUUUUCUUCGCCUUGGGGGCUCUCACCGGGCCCGUCUACGACCGUGGCCAUCUACGACUGCUUCUAGUGGUCGGCUCAUUUUUCAUCGUGUUUGGACACAUGAUGCUGUCGCUCUGCCAAGAGUACUGGCAGAUCGUCCUAGCCCAAGGCUUCGUUGUCGGCGCCGGCGGCGGUUGCCUCUUCGUCCCGGCUCUGGCGGUCGUCCAGCCGUACUUCAGCACCCGUCUCGGCAUGGCCCUAGGUAUCAUAGGCACAGGCAGCUCGAUUGGGUGUAUUAUUUACGCCGUCAUGUUCAUCAACCUGAUCGAUCGCGUCGGUUUUGCAUGGACAGUACGCGCCCUCGGCUUCCUGUCACUCGGCACGCUUUGCAUCCCCAUCAUCGUCAUGCAAAUGCGCGGCAAGCCUCCGGCCGCUCGCAAACUGCUGGACAUCUCUGCAUUCACCGACCGCACAUUCCUACUCUCCAUCCUCGGGUGCUUCCUUGGAUACGGUGGCUGUCAGGUCUCCUUCUUCUACAUCGCCUAUUACGGAGAGGUCAAAGGCUGGCUGGCAGGGAACCUAGCCCUCUACCUCCUGCCUAUUAUCAACGCAGGCUCGAUUAUCGGGCGCGUGCUCCCGAACGUCCUGGCCAUUAAAAUUGGCCCCGUGAAUGUCAUUAUACCUGGCUCGGUUCUCAUAGCAGCCGUGCUGCUUUGUAAUCUUGCCGUUACAAAUGCAGCAGGCAUUGUCUGCGUCGCCAUCUUUUUGGGGAUUCUCUCUGGCACAUUCAUAUCACUUCCACCCCUGCUGUUCAUGGCGUACACUAAAGACAAGACAAAACUGGGCGCUCGUAUGGGCAUGGCGUACGCAGUCAUUGGCCUGAGUGUGCUACCUGGUGGCCCCGGCGCAGGCGGCGUCCUACAGCAUGACGGGGACUCGCUUGACUGGACGGCGGCAUGGACAUAUGCCGCUGCUCUGCUGCUGUCUGCCUGCUUGGUAUUUUGCGUGCUUCGUUUCACACUUGCCGGCUUCAAGCUCAGGGCCAAGGCCUAG